UCCAGGGCCAGGAAAUCAGACUCCAGUUUGGGGGCCAUCCAGGAUCUUCUCCUUUUCUCUCCCCCUAAAGUCUAAGGCAUGAUGACCUCACCCUCCGUGACAUCUGCUUCCUUCAUGCCCUUCAACAGUGGCCUCCAUAGCCCACCAAUACCUUAGCCCUGCCAUUCCAAAGCACAACUUACAAUUUGCCCUCAGACACAUUGAAGGUAGUCAUGUCACACUCAUCCGCCAUUGCGCUAUCCUCUCACUCCCAAAUAAGUAAUCACACCCCAUCCUUCCCUACCCUCAACUGUCCCUCUAGGAGAUGGAUGGAGACCACCAACAUAUUUCACCCAAGCGCUGUCAGGCAACAAAAACUUUGGUGAGCGAGAACCAGCACCCUAGAGGAGAAAGGCUCCAUAUCGAAUUCCUGAGUCAGACAGUUGCUUAGACUGUGAGCAUGCCCUACACCCUAUUUCCCAGUCCACAGACUUUAAAUCUUUGUGCUGACCUGGGCUCAGAUUCAGACCAAACUACCUAGAGGUGUAAAGCUCCAUAUACCAGUUACUAUAAAGAAACCUGUUACUCAUUACAUGGCUGUACUGUAACUAGUGCUCAAGGCGAGGAAGGGUCCAGUCCCAUUGAGGUACCCUCUCUCACAACAUGGGGACAGACUGGAAUGAAGAACCAAGCAAUGAAUGUCUCAUUAUCCCAUUGCAAUUCUUCUGUGCAUCCUGUCCCAUUCUUUAAAGCAGCCCCCAGGCAUUGUUUUUCAAAGCCCAGACGUCCCUGAACACUCACACUUUCCCUCUAGACGAUGCCCCAUUUUCAGGUCACAGCCAAGUGAAGGUGGAAAUCUAUGGACUUUGAGUGUUCUCCAAAAUUUCAUUUAAGGACAUUUUGGAAGAUCUUAUCGGGAAGGUUUACAUUUCUUAUCAGGGCUAUUAAUGCGAUAAGGAAAGCUCUGGACUGUGUGUUUAUAAGAAGCAGCACCCAGGCAAUUCUCUACAUUCACCAUUCAGCACCACUGGCUUGCGUGUCAGAAAACAUCAUGAAGUGGCUUCUGCUCCUGAGUUUGGUGGCGCUCUCUCAGUGCCGGGUGACCAAGGUCUCCCUGAAGAAGGGGAAAUCCCUGAGGCAGAACCUUAAGGAACAUGGCUUGCUGGAGGAUUUCCUGAAGAAACACCCUCGCAACCUGGCCUCCAAGUAUUUCCCCGGCCUGGCCAACGAGGCUGCCAGUGAACCCCUAUCAAAUUACAUGGACAUGGAGUAUUAUGGAACCAUCUCCAUCGGCACCCCAGCCCAGGAGUUCUCCGUCCUCUUCGACACUGGCUCCUCCAACCUGUGGGUGCCCUCCGUGUACUGCUCCAGCGCAGCCUGCACAAACCACAACCAAUUCAACCCAUCAGACUCCUCCACCUAUGAGGCCAUUAAUGAGAGUCUCUCCAUCCAGUAUGGCAGUGGCAGCAUGACCGGCUUCCUGGCCUACGACACCGUCCAGGUUGGAGGCAUUGUGGACACCAAACAGAUCUUUGGCCUGAGUGAAACUGAGCCCGGCACAGCCUUUGAGUACUCUGAAUUUGAUGGGAUCCUGGGUCUGGCCUUCCCAAGCAUCGCCUCUUCUGGAGCUACCCCCGUCUUCGACAACAUGAUGAAUGAGGGUUUGGUGUCACAGGACCUCUUCUCUGUCUACCUGAGCUCUGAUGAGCAGAGUGGGAGCUUCGUGAUGUUUGGCGGCAUCGACUCAUCUUACUACUCUGGGAGCCUGAACUGGAUCCCUCUCUCUGCUGAGACUUACUGGGAAAUCACCAUGGACAGCAUCACCAUGAAUGGAGAGACCAUCGCUUGCUCUGGUGGCUGCCAGGCUAUCAUUGACACUGGUACUUCUCUGCUGGCUGGGCCCUCUACUGGCAUCUCCAACAUCGAGUCCUACAUCGGCGCCAGCGAUGGCACGAUCAGCUGCAGUGCCAUGAGCAGCCUGCCCAACAUCGUCUUCACCAUCAACGGCAUCGAGUUCCCUGUGCCCCCCAGUGCCUACAUUCUUGAUGAGUCUGGCUCUUGUAGCUCUGGCUUUGAAAGCAUCGACGUCUCCACCUCCUCUGGAGAGCUCUGGAUCCUCGGAGAUGUCUUCAUCAGCCAGUACUACGUUGUCUUUGACAGGGCCAACAACCAAGUGGCCCUGGCCUCUGUGGCAUGAACACAGCGCCGUUCCUCGGACACUGCCAUGGAACACUGACCCUGGAAAGUCUCUGUUUCUCUAGGGCCCCAACUCCGCGUAUCAGUCUAGUAACCCCACCCCAC
Molecule: messenger RNA, 2280 nt
Organism: Mauremys mutica (yellowpond turtle)
Lineage: Eukaryota; Metazoa; Chordata; Testudines; Geoemydidae
Product: pepsin A-like
Exons: 9
Coding region: 839-2176 (445 amino acids)
Biological process (GO): proteolysis
Molecular function (GO): aspartic-type endopeptidase activity
Source: RefSeq, a predicted model, not a curated record